UCCCUUUGCCACUGGCCCAGGAGUGAUCACAUUGGCUCGGUCCCUUGCCUUGCCAUGAGCAGGCAGGCCGGCUUGUAGUCGACGGGACUCAAGAUCUCCUCACCCCAGUCCAACAGCUUGCCAUCUUGCCAACAACCUUGCCACUUCAGUUGCAACGCUGUUCUGUAAUUCCAAAAACAAGUACACACACGCACAACAAAAACAAGCACCGCAGCCAUUUAUUUCGGAUCGGCGUCCUUCCUCCACCUUUUUUCUCCCGGUGCUUUUGGGCCGGUACUUGUCUCGCCAUCCGCUCGGUUCCGCCGGCAUUCUCAAACCUACCGAAAGGGAAAAUCAGGAGAGCAGUAGAGAGAGCUGGCGCGCGCUUGGAUGGUGACGACUUUAGGAGAGAGACUGGAUGCCAGGAAACCGGUGAGUCGUGACCCUACCGAGCUGAUGGCGACCACCACCAGCGCCUCAUGCGUGGCAUCGUUGCGCAAAUGCUCCGAUAAAGCCUGUCUUGUCUUGCGGCUCGCCUGCGCAUGCUUCCGCGCGCCAUGAUUGCAUUGUCGGCUGCCUGGUAGGCCCCACGUGCCAUAGGCCCCCCUCGAACCCACCCCUGAGGUUGGAGGCAACGAGGUCCCUGGAGAUGCUGGCCAAGGAGCGGGGAGGCUAACGAAGAUCAGGGCCGCCACGAGUCCAGUCACCAACGCACCGCUUUGACUGCACUGACUCAAUGGCUUGAAUUAGGUCAUUUCGCGCCUGUGCGAUCGACGCCCAACCGCUCGGCUGGUACUGUAGUAGUGAGGCCGCAUCUACGGAGUACUUCGUAGGCAGGCAGCUACCUACCGACCUACCCGUUCUCGACAGCCGGUCCGGCGUUCGGACUGCCGUCAAGAGCAGACCUUGGCCCGAUCGGACCUCCUCGCUGUGCCUAACGCACCCGGUUUCUCGGCCCGUCACCAAUCGGCACCAUAGCCGCCCCAGACAACUUCCCACUGACGCUUCGGCCGACAACCAGAGGACGAACACCCCCCCAGCCCUCCCCCCCAGGCCCAAGCUACGACCCGGCACCCCUCCCUGGACUGGACCUGCCUGCACGCUCGUCCGCCCCCCCGCAGACCCCUGCCCAUCGCUCUGGACCUGGCGAGAACCCAGCGCGUCUCCUCAAAAGCAACCCGUCACCCUUUCGAGCUCCUGAGGGAGUAGAAUCGUCUUUUUAGACGUCAACCCGCCAAUCUGUCACGCGCGCUGCGAACUCUUCCUACCUCGCCGCGGCCCCCUGUGGCAGCCUCGCGAGACGUUUCUAUCCCGAGGACCCCUCGAGCCGCCGUUGCAUCCUCGCCCGUCUGCUGGUUCUCGAUCGUCAGUCACCUGUCACCUGCGGGCUUACCUUAGCGACAGCGACCUUCCCCCGCACCCCGCCCUCCUCCGUCACCCUGCGCCCGCCGCGGCUUGACCUCGCACCAAGGCGCCAACCAGAAUGGGCAUCUUCUCUCGGAGAGAAAAGGCUCCCAAGGGAAACUCUUCCCUGGCCACUUCUCACUCCACAGGCAGCGUCAAUUCGAACCAUUCGCGAGCCAUUCCCAGCCGAACGUCAGGAGGAAGCGCAACCGCCGGCACCCCAAUGUCCCCCAUGUCCCCAGUCAAGCUUCCCAAAGUCGAUCUCCCUCGCCCUCCCGACCCGCAGCUGGACCCGACCGGCUACCUCCGAAGCUUGGGGGCGGUGAGGGAACGGAGCAAGAUUAUCUUCGACAAGGCCUCUCGCAACGAAUUGAACCACUUCGACGUCGAUCUCGACAAGCUUUCGGACGUGGUCAGCUUCGUGUCUGGCUUGAUCAAGCGCGACUAUGACGCCCCGUUCAACACGAUCCCCGGCCAUGGCCGAUACCAACACUUCUGCGUCGGUGGCCGCGACCGCAUUGCCGACAUGCUCUCUACUUGGCCCGAAGGCGUUGAUAGCACUGAGCGCUGUCGCCGAAUGAUCGACCUUUUUCUCAUCAGUGUUCUCCUAGAUGCCGGUGCCGGCACCCAGUGGAGCUACAAGAGUAACGAAAACGGACGAGUUUACCGACGGUCCGAAGGCCUGGCCAUUGCCAGCCUGGAAAUGUUCAAAUCAGGCGUCUUCUCGGGCAAUCCUUCCAACAAAACACAAGUUGACAAGGUCGGCUUGCAAUCGCUAAAUGUGGAGAAGCUUGAAGCCGGCCUCCAGUCGCGCCCUGGCAAUGAACUCGCUGGUCUGCAGGGCCGCACUGAGCUACUCAUCAGACUGGCGAAGGCCUUGGGGAGCAAUGAGGAAUUCUUCGGCAAGGACGGCCGUCCUGGUAAUAUGAUCGAUCACCUGCUGUCUCACCCCUCCACUCAGGCUUCUUCGAUGCUCAUUGUUCCACUGCACGUGCUAUGGAAUGUUCUCAUGACCGGCCUUGCCAGUAUCUGGCCGCCAUCCCGAACGGCUCUUAACGGGGUGUCACUGGGCGACGCGUGGCCGUGCAAGGCGAUGCCCAAGGCUGGAAGCGCCUCCUGGGAAUCUAUCCUGCCAUUCCACAAGCUGACGCAGUGGCUCACAUACUCCCUCAUGCAGCCAAUGCAAUCGCUGCUCAACAUGCACUUUGCAGGCACGGAGCUGCUGACAGGUCUUCCGGAGUAUCGCAAUGGCGGCCUCUUCGUUGACAUGGGGGUGCUCACGCUAAAGCCCGAUGACCUCGAACGGGGCUUGCAACAUUACGCGGAGCACUGUCGACGGACGGGCAGCAAGGGUAUCGAGGUCGCCCCGAUGUUCGAACCAGGUGAUGACGUGGUGGUCGAAUGGAGGGGGCUGACGGUUGGCCUAUUGGACAAGCUUCAUGAGGAAGUCAACAAAUUUCUCAAGGCCGAGUUGGCCGGUAAUGAGUUGACUUUACCGCAGUUGCUGGAGGCGGGAAGCUGGAAGGGUGGCCGCGAGAUUGCCGAGAUCCAUCGGCCAAAUACGAAGGAGCCACCGAUUCUCAUCGACAGCGACGGUACAGUUUUCUGAGACACGACAAGGGUAGAUUAAGGUUACCCGCUGGCAUGGUACAGCGUCGGGGAGAUACCAGAGCCUCUCAAGGCUGCGUUGAUUCUGAAGUUUGCGACAACUGCAUAGACGGCGGCGAGGGCUUUUGCGGAGGUAGGGCUGCAUGCCCGUAACGAUACAUGUCUUAGUUCGUCUGCAUGAAUGGGACCCAGGUCUGGUUAUUCGACGACCCCUUGCUGAGCACGCUGCCCCGUCAAGGGGUUUGGUGAAAGUGGACGCCCGAAGGGACGCCUCAGGCCUGAUCCAUUUUUAGGAGAGUGGCUCUACCCUUGUCUAUUAUUAUACACGAUCUUUUCCUUUGAG
This is a messenger RNA of Purpureocillium takamizusanense, 3334 nucleotides long. RefSeq lists its product as uncharacterized. Lineage: Eukaryota; Fungi; Ascomycota; Sordariomycetes; Hypocreales; Ophiocordycipitaceae. The coding region runs from base 1463 to 2992 and encodes 509 amino acids. The transcript has 6 exons. The record is from RefSeq and is a predicted model, not a curated record.